UUACUCCAGACCUGCGAAGUUUCGCAAGAUAGGUUUCUGUUUCGAUGCUCUGCCGUGCUGAUUUCGUGCGCAACAACGCGAUUGCGAGCGACACUAGCACAAUCCACGAUUUAACUUUACUCCAAGUCCAGCAGAGACGAUUCAAGCCAAUCCGUCGGAGUGUCUUGGCGUAAACAAUUUGCGCGCAACAUAAGUUCAUUGUAACAUAAGUGGUCUCGAUAACGGAAGUUAGCGUACCGAAGCUGGGGGUACCUGUCAUCCAAAUCACGUUUCCUCGACGCGGUUUAAGGUGUUUCAAUGAUGUCUACCCAAAAACAUGGUGCGGCGGACUCGGCAAAUGACGGAUUCCCGCGAAAACGAUCGCUUGUCCGUCAAGCGACAGACGUUGAAGACGACGACUUCUCUCCGUUUCCAUCGACGAUCGCCGACUUCGGAUACUUCUUCAAUGAUUUCGGCCAGUUGAGGCACCUGAAGACCGGAGAGCCCUACUUGUUUCAGGUGCGCCCCGACGACCUUAGCUACAACCAGCGGCGCUACGAAGCUCUGGGUGACGUUAUCACCGAACACGUUUACCAGCUCCUGGAGCUAGAGACACACCUGAUGCGAGUCACCGUGCCCGUCAACGUCCAGAAAGAUGAGCCGAGUUCGUUCAUCUUCGUGUCGGAAGAUGCGUUCACCAAUAAGGACCGCCUAUUGAUCCUAAUACACGGCAGCGGCGUCGUGCGCGCUGGUCAGUGGUCACGGCGGCUCAUAAUCAAUGACUCGCUCAAGAAAGGCACGCAGCUUCCUUACAUUAGGAGAGCGCAAGGGCUUGGCUACGCCGUGAUUGUGCUCAACACAAACGAUACUCACCGCAUAAUCAACGGCGUGCGGGUCCCCGUGCGGGAGUGUGAAACUGCCGAGAAACAUGGGCGGCACGUCUGGGAGUAUAUCGUCGAGAAGAGAGCACCGGCGCGUCAUGUCGCCGUCGUAGCGCACAGCUACGGAGGCGUCGUUGCUGUUAAUGUGGCAACGGAGUUCUUCGCUUCGUUCUCCGAUCGCGUCUUCGCUGUCGCCUUUACGGACUCCGUCCACAGCUUCGCACGUCAGAAAUCCCACCCGCGCGUUGCGCAGUUUUUCCACCAGUUUGGGCGGAAUUGGGUUUCGAGCCCGGAACCCCUCGAUCGGCCUCUCAGGGAGCGACAUGAUGGCACCGUCGAUGUCAAGCGCGUGUCUGCCGGCACCGUGACCCACGAGAUGACGUCGUGGUCCAGCUUCGCGUCCGUCUUCGAGUUUCUGGAGACGGCAUACCACAAGAAGUUGGCCGGGAACGGAGAGCAUAACGAUUUGUAGUUUUCCACGUGACUAGGCAGCGCAGCCGCCGUUUCUUUUGCAGAAGUGUGCUGUAGAAAUUACUUUACUGCUUGCCAGUAUGUUGACAGUAUGAGUGUGUAACCCACUGAGUACUGUAGACACACAAAACUGCGAGCAUUGUUUAGAACGCAAAGCUUUAUGCAGGAGCACCGAUGGUAGCCUUGGCUUUCUUGUUGAUCGGCAGCACUCGUGUACAUUAAUCAAGUGCCUCGAUUUGCUGCAUAUUUGAGAGGUUGUAUAGCGACGUGUAUAUGUUGAAGGCUCAAGGUGCUGUGGCCCUUAUGUCUUUUGCUCAAUGUGUAUUCUUGUAAAGGAACAGUGCAGGAGACAAUAACCUAAAGAGAAGAAAGAAACUCAGUGGACUUUGUGUGUAACUCCUGAAAUGACUUGCACUGUGUCUUCGAAAUCACUGUUAAUGUAGUUCAGUGGACCUUUACAGCAUGAAUAUUAGUUACACACUGUAGCAAUCAGAAGAUAUGUGCUUUCGUUUAUAGUACAGUGGAAGAAUGUAGACACACCUACAUCAGGCAUUACAUUAUUGCACCUGGCUAGAUUUUACAUCAAAUCUUGGCUGCACCUAUGGUGACAAACAGCCCCUUAUUCCUGGUGUGUUUAAAGAAUUGCCAUAUUUGUCCAUCUUAUAUGUUCUCUGCCCAGUUCUCAGUUCCUUCACGAAAAUGAUCCCAUUUGCUCACUUCAAUGCUAUGCAUUUUGAACAGCAAAUGCUGAUACCAUAUUUUGGUACGGCUCUUUGCAACUACUAUGCUUCCAGGGUUGCUCUUUAUCAUGAAACAUUAUGUUGCAUUCAAAGGGACACCAGAAGGCAAUCAAUAAAUCAAACCAGUUUAAUAUAAUUUUACUAUAAAAUACCCUACAUACAAAGUUUAUCAUUUACACAGCAAGGAACCUGCAUAACAUGACGCAAGAAUGAAAGGCCAAUCACAUAAAAUAUGAGAGGUAAUUUUUCACCACUUUUCAAGACCAGCUCAGUGACAUGCAUGCCUUGAUUGACCUUGUUGGCAUUACACAGUUCACGGAGCAGUUCUUCACCGAGUUGGCUCUCCCUUGAGUUGUUUUCCUCUCCAACUGGUGAUGCCCUCUUAAUAUCCAAAGGAAAAUGUCUUGCAAGAAGAACUCCCGAAGAACACGAAACAUAAAUUCUGCUGGUUGAUGUUUCUUCUUUCUCAACUGUGAGCUUGUAUUCCGUUGGCAGAUUCAAAAGCAAGUCCACAUUUUCCACAGGUCAAUAUGCAUCAUCUCGCUCUGCGAUGAAUGGCUCUCUCUUGCCCCAUCACUUAUGCAUGAAAAAAGUGCUGAUGUGUGACGCAUCACUUCUGCCAGCUCCACCACCAAAGUUCUGUCGUGCUCAUGCGUAGAGUGUUAUGUUUUUGUCUGGCAGAUUAGCAUAUAGGUAAUCUGAGCGCUCACUUCAGAUAUCAAGUAGCCCUUCAAAAACAACCAGAAGAAUGAACUGUCAGACACUUUUCAUAUGGAACAAUAGCUGAGAGAGGUCUAGAGGGAUUGUUUGCCUAUAGCAUCUCUUUAAGUGCGACAUGCUGUCUUGUACUUAUAUGUUUAAACACCCAACAAGAGUAAGCUCUAAGUACACCUAUUUUGCCAUCUCGCCUGUAAGGUCAUCUGUUGUGCUCGCAAUCUUGUAUAAACGGGAUGAACACAAGACCAAGUGCACAAGGCUGGACCUUGUGCACAGCACAUGACCAAAAAUUUAUUUUGUGAUAGUCGAAUUUGUAUGCGUGCUGAACUUUAGCAUUUUAGAGUCAUUUGUGAUGUUUGUCAAUGAAAGGAAACAAGGAAAAUCUUGUGAAAUUACAGCAUUAGUGUGAACAUUUGUCAAACCUUACCUAGCAUUAGUGUUGAGAUCAACCUCAUUACUUUAAGCUUUUUUAGUCUGCACAAUAUCUUUCACUGCAGAUGUCUAAGUUAGGAAUACAGUGGCCUGCAUUACAUGUUGCAUCUACCCACUUUUUGUUGUGCUUGUUCCCAGUUGCACUCGGGAAAAUAAGAGCAUUGUUUUACGAGAUUUCACUCUGUACACAACUAGCCUCCUCUGCUUGCCUCAGAAAAAUAUGGCAGGCUAUACUUCAAUUUUUAUGGCAGUUAUAACUAGCGACAAUAUAUUGCAGAGAGUGCUUAUCUUGUCUCAAAUCUUUUUUUAAAUUAUGGGGUUUUACAUGCCAAAACCACGAUACGAUCUGAUUAUGAGGCACGCCGUAGUGGGGGACUCCGGAAAUUUGGACCCCCUGGAGUUCUUUAACGUGCACCUAAAUCUAAGUACACGGGUGUUUUCGCAUUUCGCCCCCAUCGAAAUGCGGCCGCCAUGGCCGGGAUUCGAUCCCGCAACCUGGUACUCAGCAGCCCAACACCAUAGCCACUGAGCAACCACGGCGGGUUGUCUUAAAUCCAAACUUGGCAUAUAUGAUAGGCAGAGAUUUCACGACGUAAUGUGGCGUUAAGCUAAAAAAGCAGAGUUCCCAAGCUAGUGUUCUUAUUUGUAUGGUGGUUUUUCAAUUGCAUUUAAGACGCAACUUUAGGAGACCCAAGUGGUCCUUAACACAGCAUUUCUUAGACUGUAAUUUAUGUAUGUUAAGGUAUCCUCGAGAGAAUCUUAGGGAAGUUGCACGACCACACUAUCUUGCUCACAAAAGAGGGAUAUGUAUAUCUGGUGGUACAUAUUUUGUGACACCGCACUCUCCAUAUUGCCUCAGGUAAGGAAAACAAGAAGGUAUAUGCUGAACCAUACCUAUGAAUUUACUUGUUUAUAACAAACCCUAAUUUGGAGCUUUUGUGUCCAGCAUGGAAGGUCACCUUUCUCAUUGGUUCUAUGCUGGGAGGCACAUAUGGAACACCAUGAACGUAAUCCUUGUCAAUUGAAGCUUUAGAAUGGUUUUAGUUAUGAAAUCAACAUAAACCUGGAUAUAUGCGUACAUUUUUUCUCCAAAUAGAAAUUAACUAAAGGGGGCACCUAAUUGGUCAGUUCAAGGUGUCUGUCAUGGCCAAGUUUCAAAAAUGCCACUGUGGCACUGACUGAAAUUUACGAUGAUCACGUUUGUUCCAUCAUAGCCAGCAUGUUCUUUUCCUCAGGAUUGUCCUGGUAGCCUUAGGCAAUGAAGAUAUUAGUAGCUUCUAGACGCCUUGUGAACAAAAAAAUAUAAAUGAAGAGGAGAGGGCCAAGCUCCAGUUGCCAGAUUCUCAUUAAAGAUGAAGUAAUUGAUUUUGCAAGUCUAACAUUAUCUUUUAUGUGUGUUAAAUGAACCACCAAAGGACAAAAAUAGCUAAAAGUUACAAAAAGCAAGAUGUAUGCUCACAUUUAAGGAACCUGCUCACUUUUUAUGUUAUGUUCAGAGUGCAGACCGAGCACUUAACAUUGCGGUCAGUCUGUGGUGUUGCAUUUUGCUAUCCUGUGUUUUAUUUCACUUUUUGUUCGUUAAUCCACAGGUAAGGGUUAAUUGUGUUAACACUUGUAUUUUGUAAUGAUCACAUUCCAUGUCCUUGCUUUGACAUCAUACUUGUAGUGUACUUAGUUUGUAAAGCUGUGGUUUAUAACUCUGGUCACACCGUGUGUUGUGCAGGAGCUGACAACCUGGAUGUAAUGUUCAACACCUUUUACUGCUACAUUGCUAUUAUGGAAGAUAUUAUAAUGCAAAGUAGCUCAAAUCUGAAUUAUGAAUUGCUGAAAUCUUGACAUUCAAUUGCAUUUUCACUGCUAUUAUUGGUGUAUGUCCUGGUUAGAUUUCAAGCAGCACUUCCUUUGAACGUGAAUCUUUUUCCUUAGCAGGCAAGAACGCUUGGUUGUCAUGAAUGACUCAUACUUGUGUUAUUAAGAAGAGUCUUUUUAUUGCAGUUUAUUGCAACAUUUGUUUGUUGUAUUACAGUGCUCCUUUGUAACAAAUUUGAAGCACAAGUUUAUUACUAUUGAAAAAUAUAGGAACAUUUUAUUAUGUACUGUGCGUGUUGUACACAAAGCCCACUAUUUUUUUCUGAUGGGCUUGCAAGGCCAUCCAAGUCCCAAACACUCUUUUGAAGUUUACUUGCUUUGGGAAAGUAAACAUGUAUUUGUUACAACUGGUCAUUUCUUUCACUGCAGCUGUUGUCAUUUAUCAGGUUCUUCUAAACAUUUCAAUACAAAUAACAGCACUUUUUUUUUUAAGAACACUUUUAAACCCAGUUCAAUACCACUUCAUACUUGUAGGAUUAUAUUUCGUGGCACUUACAAUAAAUUGAACCUCCAAAUUGAUAUUGACAGCGUAUGCUCCAAGGCCAGCUUGGUUUUCGAACGCAUGGUUUACAAAUGCAGUUAGCUAGCAAUCAAUGCAUUUCCAAAUUAGUCUAUUCUUUUGCUGUUUAAGUUAUCUGCUGCACGGUCUUUUUCUCAAUUUCUGAAGUGCCCCCUGCAGAAAGAAACCACACUGAGCAACUGCCUUGGCGCACCUCUGUUCUUUGUACUAAUUGUAACCAUAAAAUUAGAAGUAGAUAAACAGCACAAAAUGACAAAAACAUUUAUAUAUUAUGAAACACCGUUUUACAUAAAUAAGAACUAUAUUUAAUAAAAUGACAUUGUCCUUGUUA
Dermacentor silvarum is the source of this 5940-nucleotide messenger RNA. Its product is annotated as cotranscriptional regulator FAM172A homolog. Gene Ontology annotation, cellular component: nucleus. The record is from RefSeq and is a predicted model, not a curated record. Gene Ontology annotation, biological process: regulatory ncRNA-mediated heterochromatin formation. NCBI's taxonomy places the organism in Eukaryota, Metazoa, Arthropoda, Arachnida, Ixodida, Ixodidae. The coding region runs from base 298 to 1332 and encodes 344 amino acids. The transcript has a single exon. Gene Ontology annotation, molecular function: siRNA binding.